This is a messenger RNA of Peromyscus eremicus (cactus mouse), 1985 nucleotides long. It is a transcript of the gene Dner, whose product is annotated as delta/notch like EGF repeat containing. Gene Ontology annotation, molecular function: calcium ion binding. The record is from RefSeq and is a predicted model, not a curated record. NCBI's taxonomy places the organism in Eukaryota, Metazoa, Chordata, Mammalia, Rodentia, Cricetidae. The coding region runs from base 1 to 1980 and encodes 659 amino acids. The transcript is spliced from 13 exons.
AUGUCUCAGCAGCUUGUGUUUGUUACAGAUCCUUGUCUCAGCAACCCUUGUCACCAUGGUAACUGCAGCAGCAGCAGCAGCAGCAGCAGCAGCAGCAGCAGCAGCAGCAGCAAUGAUAGCUACCUCUGCAUUUGCAAUGAUGGCUAUGAAGGUCUUAACUGUGAACAGCCACUUCCCAGUGUUCCGUCCUCUGGCUGGACAGAGUCCAUGGUACCCAGACAGCUUCAGCCUGUCCCCGCCACCGAGGAGCCUGACAUAAUCCUGCCUCGCUCUCAGGCAACCAUGACACUGCCAACCUGGCAGCCAAAAACAGGGCAGAAAGUUGUAGAAAUGAAAUGGGAUCAAGUAGAGGUGGUCCCUGAUGUUGCCUGUGGGAAUGCCAGUUCCAACAACUCUGCAGGUGGCCGCCUCGUGUCCUUUGAAGUGCCACAGAACACCUCCGUAAAAAUUCGGCAGGAUGCUACUGCUUCACUGAUCUUGUUGUGGAAGGUCACAGCCACAGGCUUUCAGCAGUGCUCCCUCAUAGAUGGACGAAGCGUGACACCCCUCCAGGCUCCAGGGGGGCUUGUCCUGCUAGAGGAGAUGCUGGCCUUGGGACCAAAUCACUUCAUUGGUUUUGUGAAUGAUUCUGUUGCUAAGUCCAUCGUGGCUUUGCGUUUAACUCUGGUGGUGAAGGCCAGCACCUGUGUGCCUGGGGACAGCCACUCCAAUGACUUAGAGUGUUCAGGAAAAGGAAAAUGUGCCACGAAGCCAUCAGAGGCAACUUUUUCCUGCACCUGUGAGGACCAGUACAUUGGCACAUUCUGUGAAGAAUUUGAUGCUUGCCAGAGGAAACCCUGCCAGAACGAGGCGAGCUGUAUCGAUGCAAAUGAGAAGCAGGAUGGAAGCAAUUUCACUUGCCACUGCCUUCCUGGUUAUACUGGAGAGCUUUGCCAGUCCAAGAUUGAUUACUGUGUCCUCGAUCCUUGCAGAAAUGGAGCCACAUGUGUGUCCAGCCUCAGUGGGUUCACCUGCCAGUGUCUGGAAGGAUACUUUGGCGCUGCUUGUGAAGAGAAGGUAGACCCUUGCAUGUCGUCUCCAUGUCAGAACAAUGGCACCUGCUAUGUGGACGGUGUGCACUUCACCUGCAGCUGCAGCCCAGGCUUCACAGGGCCGACGUGCGCCCAGCUCGUGGACUUCUGUGCCCUCAGUCCAUGUGCUCACGGCACAUGCCGCAGCGUGGGCACCAGCUACAAGUGCCUCUGCGAUCCAGGUUACCAUGGCCUCUACUGUGAGGAAGAAUACAAUGAGUGCCUGUCUGCUCCUUGCCUGAAUGCUGCCACCUGCAGGGACCUCGUCAAUGGUUAUGAGUGUGUGUGCCUGGCAGAAUACAAAGGAACACACUGUGAACUGUACAAGGACCCCUGUGCUAACAUCAGCUGUCUGAACGGAGGUACCUGUGACAGCGAGGGCCUGAAUGGCACAUGCAUCUGUGCACCAGGGUUCACAGGUGAAGAGUGUGACAUUGACAUCAAUGAAUGUGACAGUAACCCUUGUCACCAUGCUGGAACCUGCUUGGAUCAGCCCAAUGGUUAUACCUGCCACUGCCCCCAUGGCUGGGUGGGAGCAAACUGUGAAAUCCACCUGCAGUGGAAGUCUGGGCACAUGGCUGAGAGCCUCACCAACAUGCCCCGGCACUCACUCUACAUCAUCAUCGGAGCCCUCUGUGUGGCCUUUGUGCUCAUGCUCAUCAUCCUGAUUGUGGGUAUCUGCCGCAUCAGCCGCAUUGAGUACCAAGGCUCCUCCCGGCCGGCCUAUGAGGAAUUCUACAACUGCCGCAGCAUUGACAGCGAGUUCAGCAAUGCCAUUGCAUCCAUCCGGCAUGCCAGGUUUGGGAAGAAAUCUCGGCCUGCGAUGUACGACGUGACUCCUAUUGCCUACGAGGAUUACAGCCCCGAUGACAAGCCCUUGGUCACACUGAUUAAAACAAAAGAUUUGUAAUCUUC